Lytechinus pictus (painted urchin) is the source of this 1224-nucleotide messenger RNA. RefSeq lists its product as uncharacterized. Bases 1 to 1224 code for a protein of 407 amino acids. The record is from RefSeq and is a predicted model, not a curated record. The transcript is spliced from 5 exons. NCBI's taxonomy places the organism in Eukaryota, Metazoa, Echinodermata, Echinoidea, Temnopleuroida, Toxopneustidae.
AUGUGGGUCUACAGUUGUAGACUAGAAUGGUAUCGGAGUGAUAUCAUACUGAAACGCCGGCCAUCAUCACGCUACUCCACGGAGCAAGAUAGAGAGAAGAGUGGCAGAAGACGUCGGGGUCACAAGACUGUCCCUAGUAAACUCCCUCAGACGAACGAAAACAUCGACGUGAUUAUACAAGAAUUAGAAUUCGAACCCAAUCUGAGUGAUGGAAGAGACAUUUACCUCAAGUCCUCUGCAAAGAAACGCAAGAACAGCACGACCAAGGUUCCUUCACAAUGUCUUCAAGAAGAUGUGUCAAAUGCGGGGUCUCCAAGAGAACACUAUGAUGACGAGUAUAAUGGUCUUAGUUAUCGUACAAUCAAAUAUGGAGGAGGCAGGAAACGAGGUAGAGAAACCAACAACGAGAACAUCGCGAUGAAGAUAAGUAAGCAUGUUCCUAUCGACACUGUUGAUAACCAUUUCACAACAUUGCCCCCAAAAAUUUUAAACAAAAUUCUGAAUGAAGUAAACAGGAAGGUGUUUCCGAGAGGGAGACGAUAUUUGCGCUUGAUAUGGUCAGAGAAUAGGGGAAACGUCAGAUCUGAGGCAAUGGAAUCGAUCCGCGCGAAAAAUAAACAUGAAACCGACAAAGCAACUGAACAGGGUGAACAGCACCGACCACAGGUUAAUAUUGUCUCUGGUGAAGACGAACAGAUGGAAGAUGAUGAAGAGCAAGGUGAAGUGAUUGUUGAGGGGGGACAGGAUGGGAAUGGUUCGGAGGAAGCGCGUGAUGCUCAUGAACUUGAAGUUGACGAUGCAGGUAGAUAUUUUUGCAGCAAUGGUAAUGGGAUAGCUGUUGGCGAAAAUAGCGAUUCAGGGAAAGAUGAUGAGGAGGAACCGAUGGAAGUGGAAGAGCAAGUUGAAGUGAUUGUUGAUGGGAGGCAUGAUGGGUAUGGUUUUGUGGAAGCACACGGUACACAAGAACUUGAGGUGGUCAUUGCUGAUAAACAUUAUAGCAGCAAUGGCAAUGAGAGAGUUGUUAAUGACUCCGGCUCACAGGGGAGACAUGUAGACGAGGAUAUGAAUAAUGUUAGAGUUAUUGAGGUUCAAACGACCAGUUCUCAGGUAGGAGUUAAUGUCGAUGAUGUAUAUAAAAGUGGAGUUAUUGAGAAAGAUGGGCAUGGUGUACAUUCGAAUGUGAGUGACAGGGGAGGUGGUAUCAAUGAGUCUCAGUGGAUCUAG